UCAUGUUGCAGCUCCUCCUCACAUUCCAGGCCUGCUGAGGCUUCUCUCAAUUUUUUUCCAAAAUGGAGCCUCUCGCCACCUAUCCUUUAAAAUGUUCAGUGCCCAAAGCCAGGGUGUUUAUUGUUUUCCUGUCCAUGGUGUUGUGCACAGUCAUGCUCUGUCUGUUGCAACUUAAGUUCUUAAAACCUAAAAUCAAAGACUUUUAUUCUUUUGAAGUGAAGGAUUCAAAAGGGAGGAUCGUUUCUCUGGAGAAGUACAGAGGCAAAGCAUCUCUGGUUGUAAACGUGGCCAGUUACUGCCAGCACACAGACAAAAAUUACAUUGAGCUGCAAGAAUUACACAGAGAGUUUGGUCCAUCCCACUUCACUGUGCUGGCCUUUCCCUGCAAUCAGUUUGGAGAAUCGGAGCCUAGCUCAAGCCAAGAAAUAGAAUCUUUUGCCAAGGGAAACUAUGGAGUAACUUUCCCAAUUUUCUACAAAAUUAAGAUUCUAGGAUCUGAAGCAGAACCUGCAUUUAAAUUUCUCAUUCUUCAAAGAAAGAACCUAGGUGGAAUUUCUGGAAGUACCUUGUCAGCCCAGGGGGUAAAGUUAUGAAAUUCUGGAGACCUGAAGAGCCCAUAGAAAACAUCAAGCCAGAAGUAGCAUCUUUGAUCAGGCAGAUCAUCAUGAAAAAGAAGGAAGACCUUUGAAAAGGUCUGUCAGCCUGUGAAUCUAUUUUGCAGCAUGUAAACACAACCAUGGUACAUUCCUGUUAAAAGCUGCUAGAAACUAGACCAUCAAGUGUUUUAAUUUCUCUUUGGUUUUGUGUCAUCAUCCACUGUGCUAGUAAUUCUUAUAUCUAAUGUAGGGGCCCAACCUUGCAACAAUGCAGAGGAAAACCAAUGAAGCUGAUUGAAAUUGCGAGGCACUCAGAACCUUGCAGUAUCGGGUUUUUAUUUUGGCACAAAUGGCAAAAUGUUCUCCAUAUAGUCACAUUGCUGGCAAUGAUUAAUAAUAAUGUCACCAACAUGAAAAUGCUCAAAAAAGAGAGAGUAUUUGCCUGAAUAUAAAAUUGAGCAGCCUAUCAGUCUGUGGGCUUUGUUUCCCAGAUAUUAGAAACAAGUGUUUUUGAUGUUCCAGAAUUACUUAAAGCCAUGACACCAAGGCAGAGAUACCAUCCCAGGGUAGUUAGAACCAUGUAUCACUGAAAAUGCCAGCUUUGCAAGGCGAACAAAAGAAGGUUGAUGAAUUGUGAAAAUGACAGACUAAGUAUUAAAAAUGUAAAUAGAAAAUUCUAUGAAGAUUGUUUAUUAAAAAAGAGAAAACCAUCACAAAAUA
Molecule: messenger RNA, 1316 nt
Organism: Gavialis gangeticus (Gharial)
Lineage: Eukaryota; Metazoa; Chordata; Crocodylia; Gavialidae
Gene: GPX8
Product: glutathione peroxidase 8 (putative)
Exons: 3
Coding region: 63-593 (176 amino acids)
Biological process (GO): response to oxidative stress
Molecular function (GO): glutathione peroxidase activity
Source: RefSeq, a predicted model, not a curated record